Chara braunii is the source of this 3819-nucleotide messenger RNA. Lineage: Eukaryota; Viridiplantae; Streptophyta; Charophyceae; Charales; Characeae. The record is from the annotation of a GenBank genome assembly.
GACGAGAAGAGAUUCAAGCAUAUCGGGGCUAGAUGUUGGAGGGAAUGAGGCUGAAGGGAUGGGCGCUGUCCGCAAAAGCUCUGGCGGGGAGCAGACUCCUUCGGAGAAGAAGAGCGAGCGACRKAGGAUGGUGCGAGAGGAGGUGGCGGAAGGAACCCUCCGCAUGAAGAGGAUGAGAGGAAAACCGGAGGCGGUGAUGGGCACGGAUGGAGGUGGCGACGGAGAACGUGCCUCGAGAAAGAGGCCGACGAAGGAAGAGGGUGGGACGRCAAGUAAGAAAGUGAGGAGGCCCGGCGGUUUGACCAUYCGCGAAGGACAAGCCGCGGCUGGAGGAGAAUCGRCUGAUCCAGGCGCUGYGGCCGCGAGAGAACCUUCGGGGAAAUCGAAACGGAAAGUGGCAGYUGAAGAAGGCGAUGGCGAGAAGAAAACUCGAAGGCGGAAGACUGUUGAGGCGGCGAGCGGUGGCGAAGGGCCUGUCGGUAAGGAGUACGACGAAGCGKCAGCGUUCUGGCUCGAAUACGAGCGGAACGAUGUCGGUGAAAUCGUGGAGAAAGAGCUCCCCGUCCAACUGCUCAUMGACCCCAGGAAGGUCUGCGAGAUCCCGACUUGGGAAAGAUAUUACAACCACCGCAGUCUGAGUCGCGAAACUGUGGACRACAUCAAGGGUACGAUGCUGAGUCAGUUCCGCGAGAAAAASGGGAAGAUCUGGACGAAAAACCCUYUGGUUUUGACACCCAUCUACAAGCCGGUGACGCGUAAGCCGGAGAGAGCUGACAGGGUUCACAAAGAUGUCUUCAAGCCAGAGGACAAGGACAAGUACUACUAUUACCCUGUUAAUCUCAACGAGAAUACGAGACACAAGAUGUCUAAGCAGCGAUCGCAGAAGACCGCGUUUUUGGACAUGCGGGAGGCAUGGGAGAAUGAAGGAAGGCCGAUGGCCAUUCAAGGGAACCCUUCCGGCAAGGAGGCCGAAAAACAAAAGUUCUUCGAUUUCCAAAAGCUGAAUUUGGGAAACAGUCCGAACGGAGCUCACUGGACGUUGGCACAAAAAGAUUCGUCGCUCGCCGACAAGGAGUAUGUCGCUGCAGUUGGCAAUGCAUUGAGGCAGUGGAUGCCGCUCGUGACGGCCGGUGAUGACGUUUUCCGCGAAACCAUGGAAUUCUACGCGAAAUGGGCGGAGGGGAAGUUGUUGGGCGGCGACGGCAAGAUGCCAUUGUCGAGGCCGGGCAAAUACAUGCCAGUCAAAUCUCCGGGUGUGCAAGAAAUUCCGGAAAUGGGCUCGAAAGGGGCGGCUGGUGAAAUGAAGAUGGGGUGGCUGGUCCGGGUCCCGCCGCCUCCGACCAAAAAGAAAACGCAAGCGGACGACAAGUUUUUCGUGGUCGUGAAGGAGCCAGACAUGUUCUGUUGGCAGUGUCUCGCCGAUAUGACCGCUGCCAAGAAACUGUCGAUCCUUGAUGACAUUCUCGCGCUAAGGGGAGUGCUCGUGCAAUCCGCGGGCGGCCAUCUGAAGCGUCAGCACAAACCAGGAAUUAAAGACAUGAUCGCGACGAGGAAAGUGGACCGUGUGCUGCUCCGUAUGUUCCACUACAUCUUGUUCCUUGAAACGAAGGAGGACGAACGUGUUUGGCGCCACGGGAGCCCUUUUUUUCGGACCGAGGGGAAGCUUCUGGAGGAGUACGGGCCGCAGGGCCUUACGAAACAGGUGUGGGUUGAAAUGCGAAAGCAUUUCCAGGGCGCGGUGGAGUACGUGAACACUUGCAAAGGUACUCUUCCGGACGAGAAGGAGUCCCUCGACGACGCGAAGAAAUUGUACGAUGAUGACAGGACGGACGUUUGGGACUUCUUUUUCGGACCCGGACCGCCUGGUCCGACCGACCUCGAAUACAGUCGACGGAGAAACCUGGUGUUCGCUGUGCUCAAUGGGUACCACGGUGCACCCAGGGAGUCUGUCUCGCACUUCCUGAGAAGACUGGAGCACGUUUACUUCAAGCUGGCCGAACCGCUUACUCUCGAAAACUACAAGUCACAGUUUGACGAGGAGGACCCUUUCAAUGCUGACGACAUGGAGGAGCUGAGCGACUCCGAAACCUUCGAUUUCGAGUCCAUGCCACUUCCUCGGGUGGUUGGACAGAAUGACAGACUCUACUUCUUCGGCAAGCAUCACCGGUUCACGUCGGAGGAUGUCUGGGGACACAACGUCGUUUGGCACCCGAGGAUAUUCCAACUUGCCGUGAGGAAUGGAAUAUGGGUCAUGGCAAUAAAGGAGGCCGAUGGCAAGUGGAGUGGACUGAAGAGACUGGGAGUGGGUGCAUUUAAGAGAAAGGCAAGAACUGCUCUGGUGGAGCAUUUGAGUCUCAUGAACCCUGAGAGUAACGAGCAGGACGUCGAUGCGUAUGCAGAACAAAAGCUAUAUGAGUUGUACGCCAACAACAUGUUGGAGUUUCGAGCGCCUUUCUACGCACUCGAAACGGCACCGUCUCGUGGCAUUGACUGGCGCAUGCUGCAACCUCCGCCGAUCGGUCAGCAUCCGGGAGGGGGUGGUGGAGGAGUUGAAGGAGACGACGGAGGUGGCGGAGGAGACGACUCACAGUUUGUCGGAAAGGGGACGGGCGAGACAUCGUCGGUUGAGAAGGCGUCCGGCGGAAAGGGGUCGGGCGGAAAGGGGUUGGGCGGGAAGGGGUCAGGCGGGAAGGGGUCGGGUGGAAAGCGUCGAACGUCCGGGAGUCCCCAGUAUAUGGAAACUGACCCCCACUGCGUAGGGAGUCGAGAUUCCGACAUGCGAGACGAGGCCACCCUGACGUCUGAUCAAGUGCGAGUAAAUUCGCACUUGUCUGUGAGGAGUUUGUUUCCCGUUGCCCAGGAGAGUCCAUCCUGCCGUGCGCAGCAGAGGUCUCCUGUGCUCAACACCUUGCUCCUGAAAGAGGGCGUCUUCGUUUUGCGUGGAGGGCGGGAUGCCUGCAUUGCGAAGGAGCGAAGGUGUGACCUCCGGUUUCCUCGGCUCGGGCGACCGCCACGAACUCCGAAUACAUUCGGAUUUGCUGCCUUGGACACAGGGUUACCCUGCUCGCCUCCUUUCUCAUGUGGUGAGACUCGAGAUUGGCGGUCUCGCGACGUGCUGGAGGGGCUCGCUCCAGGAGUGUUGGAGACCGUGGGUAGCGAGAACGAAUGUCACACUACUGGGGAAGACGAACGCUCUCCGGGAAUGCGUUCUGUUCAUCGGGAAGGGGAGACUCAACGCUGGCAGUCUCGCAAAGUGUUGGAGACCGGGGGUAGCGAGUGUGAACGUCAAGCUUCGGAGGGUGCGUCCGUGGACACUGACAGCGAGAGUGCAGGAGCUCCGGGGGAAACGCAUGCUGUACAGCGGGGAGGGGAGACUCGAUACGGGCCGGCUCGUGAAGACGUGAAGUGGCUCCACGCACGAGCGCUGAUGAUCGGGACGUCCGAAGAGGUUCUGCACAGUCGCUCGGCUCUGGCCACGACGCGAGAGGGUGUCGUUAAGGGAGGUAAGUGGAUGUCCGUGCAAGCUCCCGUUCUUGGCGACGAUGAAGACGAAGAAGAACCCGCAGUGGAAGCUCGCGUUCAUGGCGAUGAGAAAGGCGGAGAACCCGUGGUGGAAGGCGGUGAGGUGACUGUCGACAUCCGGACGGAUCCACAGCGGAAAGAUGGUGAUUCUUCGCCCACCCGUUGCGGUAAAGAACAGGGUGGUCGAGCGUCUGUCCUGAGCACCGCUUGGGGAAUGGUGCUUCAUGAAGCCAAAGAGUAGGGUGACAACUCGGCAACCACCGAGCUGGUUAGCGACUCAGGCGUGGCCGAGAUGCA